Molecule: messenger RNA, 2200 nt
Organism: Astrephomene gubernaculifera
Lineage: Eukaryota; Viridiplantae; Chlorophyta; Chlorophyceae; Chlamydomonadales; Astrephomenaceae
Source: the annotation of a GenBank genome assembly
GGCAAAACAAGAAAUCGAGCACCCCAAACGAAGGAAAUCAGUUAUGCGAUAAACACAUGGCGUAAGCCUUGGCUGAGCGAAACUUGCCUUGCCUAUCCUCAUCAUAGCCUGAAAAAACAAACAUGCAGCGGCUUACAUGUACUAUACUACCUAAACUUGGAUCGAUUAGCAGGAAUACAGGCAAGGCGACCAGUCUUGAGCUAGGAGCACGUGCUUUUUGCAGCAGCAACAUCAGCGGCAGCGGCACAGCAGCGCCCUCGCCCGAUGACAGUUACGAUGUGGCCAUCGUCGGAGGCGGCAUGGUGGGCGCGGCCGUAGCGGCGCUGCUGGGCGCCAGCCGCCUGACCCAGCAGCUGCGUGUGGCCGUGUUGGACGUCAAGCCCCAGUCCAGCUCCUACACCCCCCGCCCCGUCCCCGACCUGCGUGUCAGCACCAUCACGCCCGGCAGCAUCCGCGUGCUGCAGCAGGCGGGCGCCUGGGAGGCGGUGGAGGCGGGCAGCGCGCCCUUCACCAACAUGCAGGUGUGGGACUCCGCCAGCUCGGGUCACAUCCGGUGGGACGCGCGGGAGGCGGGGGCGACCCAAAUGGGGGUGGUGGCGGAGAACGUGCUGCUGCAGUCUGCGCUGUUGGCCGCUGCCGAGCGCUCCGGCGGGCGUAUCGAGUUCAUGUGGCCGGCGGAGGUGCGCGCGCUGAGGCUGCCGGCUGCCGGGGGGGCGGCAGGAGGAGCAGGGACAGGAGCAGGAGGAGCAGGGACAGGAGCAGGAGCAGGAGGACGCCCGCAUGGCUUGGCGGAGUUGGAGCUGGCCGACGGCCGCGUGCUGACGUGUCGUCUGGUGGUUGCGGCGGACGGCGCCGCCAGCAAAGUACGGCAGAUGGCGGGACUGCGCACGUGGGGCUGGUCGUACGGCCAACGCGGGGUGGUUGCAACCGUCACGACGGCAGAGCCCUCCUCCACCGCCUGGCAGCGCUUCCUGCCCACGGGCCCCCUGGCGCUGCUGCCGCUGCGGGACGGCUUCAGCAGCAUCGUGUGGAGCAGUCCGCCGCAGCUGGCGCAGGAGCUGGAGCAGCUGGGACCGCGGGAGUUUGCGGCGGCGAUCAACAAGGCCCUGCGCGACCCCCCCAGCUCCGCCCUGCCCGGCUCCUCCUUCUCCUCCUCCGCCUCCUCUCUUCUCGGCCCGCUGGGCUCCCUCGCUGCUUCCCUGGGGGCAGCUGCGGGCGGCAGCGGCCCCGGCAGCAGCGCCUUCCAGCAGCCCCCGCUGGUGGUGGAGUGGGCGGGUGGCCGACCCCGGUCCUUCCCGCUGCAACUCAAGCAGGCCGGCAGGUUCGUGCUGCCCCGUCUGGCGCUGGUGGGGGAUGCCGCCCACGCGGUACAUCCGCUGGCAGGCCAGGGGGUAAACCUGGGUUUUGGAGACGCGCGUGUGCUUGCGGAGGCGCUUCGAAGCGCAGUUGAGGCGGGGAGCGACCCGGGGGACUACCGCAUGCUGUGCGACAGCUACGAGGCACCGAGGCGGCGGUCGGUGUUGGCCAUGACGGCCGCGAUGGACGGCGUGAAGCGCGCGUUCGAGGUGCAGGCGGCGCCUUUCGCCGCGUUACGGGGUCUGGGGCUGGGGCUGAUCAACUCCGUGGGCCCUGUGCGGAACGGCAUCAUGCAGUAUGCCAUGAUGGGCCAGUCGUGAGCGUCGUACGGCAGGCAGUUGGGCCGGGGGUCAAGGAAGAAAGGGAGUGUGACUGCCCUGACUGGUAUUGCGUUUAGUUGAGACACUUUUGAGGUGCUGUAUAGUAGUUACGCUCAGUAUUGUUUGAGGUUGUGGGUAACGAACCCCAGGGAAUUGCGUCCAAGAGGGGAUCGAGGGAACACCAAUGUAUAGGUGGCCGUCUGUUUGGGCUAGAGCUGGGUAGGGAUGCUUGCACUGCUUGGUACAGGAAGCGAGAUCGGCGCUUCCCCACUUGGCUUUCAUGAGCUCUGUUACAUUGCGACAGCAGCUGGCAGGCAAGCAGAUAUGGGAGGCGUGGUAGUGGCAGUUGAUGAGGCGCUUUCCAGGAACUACAUGACCGUCUGUUGUGCCCUUGGUUUCGGUUAGUGAGCGGGUAUGGAUUGUUCCCAGGACUCACAUACGCCCUCUUCUCACAUGUACAUAGUGUAUUGCAAUACCGGUACCCAAAAGGGACAACGCUGAGCAACCUGAAACGCAGAUCAGAC